Molecule: messenger RNA, 521 nt
Organism: Cynara cardunculus var. scolymus (artichoke)
Lineage: Eukaryota; Viridiplantae; Streptophyta; Magnoliopsida; Asterales; Asteraceae
Product: acyl-CoA-binding protein
Exons: 4
Coding region: 87-350 (87 amino acids)
Biological process (GO): fatty acid metabolic process
Molecular function (GO): fatty-acyl-CoA binding
Source: RefSeq, a predicted model, not a curated record
GCUCGCAGUCAUCGCUCAUCAGCUUCACGAACACAUCGCCACCGUCAUUCGCCACUGCAUUUCUGAAUCUUUUUCUUGAGGGAGAAAUGGGUUUGAAGGAGGAUUUUGAGGAGCAUGCCGAGAAAGCCAAGACUCUCCCCGAGAGUACCACCAAUGAGAACAAGCUCAUACUGUAUGGAUUGUUCAAGCAAGCCACUGUUGGACCAGUGAACACAAGCCGUCCUGGAAUGUUCAACAUGAGAGACAGGGCUAAAUGGGAUGCUUGGAAGGCUGUCGAAGCAAAAUCCAAGGAUGAAGCAAUGAACGACUACAUCACCAAGGUGAAACAAUUGCUCGAAGAAGCCGCUUGAGUUCAGACAGAACUGCAUGCUAAUGCUAAUACGCAUUAUGAAAAAAACUUAAGUUUAAAUUAUUGGUGAUUUUUAUGUUAUGGGACUUCUAUGUGUACCAUGUCCAGUUAUGGAAAUGGUGUCUUAAUCAGAAAUGAAAGUGUUGGAUUUUAGCCAGCAUGGUUUGUGCCC